AUGUCUCAAGAUCAUAGAAAACUUGACUCUAAUCUAAUAUGUAACAUUAUCAAGUCUCUAAUCAACAGUGAUGCCUCACUGAAAGUGAAACACAUCAUCGCUCAUAUUCGGGAGACAUUCAACUACACAAUCUCUUACAAAAAGGCAUGGAUUUCAAAGAAUAAGGCUAUCACUGCUAUUUAUGGAAACUGGGAGACUUCAUACAACGACCUGCCGCAAUGGUUGUUGGUCAUGAAAACAUUUCUACCAGGUACUAUAAUAGAACUCGAGACCCUUCCUAUAUUUUCAAAUGAAGGGACUCAAAUCAGUGGUGCUAGAGUUUUUCACUGCCUUUUUUGGGCUUUCCAACCAUGCAUCAAGGGUUUUGCAUUCUGCAAACCGGUGGUUCAAGUAGAUGGCACAUGGUUAUAUGGAAAGUACAGGGGAACUUUGUUAAUGGCUGUGGCACAAGACGGAAAUAGGAACAUAUUUCCAAUAGCUUUUGCAUUGGUAGAGGGUGAAACCGAAGAAGCAUGGAGUUUUUUCUUGAGAAAUCUUAGAAUGCAUGUGACACCACAACCCAACCUAUGUUUGAUAUCAGAUCAACAUCAGUCAAUAAAGAGUGCCAAUAAUAACCCGGAUAAUGGCUGGUAUGCAUUAAAUGAGGCAACAUAUGAAUACUACAGGGGAGAGAUACGUAAGGUUAACAUAGAAGCGUUACAAUGGAUAGACAAUAUUCCAAGAGAAAAAUGGACGAGAUCAUUUGAUGGAGGGAAACGUUGGGGUCAUAUGACUACCAACCUCGCAGAAUCAAUGAACUCAGUUUUAAAAUCCACACGCAACCUACCUAUUACCGCUUUGGUAAAAUCAACAUAUUAUCGAAUGGGCACACUGUUUGGGAAAAGAGGACAUGAUUGGACUAAAAUGUUGGGUUCUGGCAAACUGUUCACUGAAAACUGCAUGAAGGGAAUUGAGGAGGAAGUAAUCAAAUCAAAUAGCCACACAGUCAUGCAAUUUGAUCGUGAGAGAUUCUGCUUCCAGGUCCAGGAGACUGUUCAUCAUAGUGAUGGCAGACCGACUACCCAUUACAACGUCGACCUUCAAAAUCUUACGUGUGAGUGUGGAAGAUUCCAAACGUUUCAUGUCCCUUGCUCACAUGUUAUUGCAGCGUGUUCAAGCAUAAGACAAGACUAUUCUGUGCAUAUAGCUGACGUGUUCAAAGUUGUAAACGUAUUUAAGGUCUACGAGGAAAGUUUCAUCAGGAUCCCGACCGAAACAAGUUGGCCACAAUAUGAAGGUGACACGCUAUUCCACAACGACCGCAUGCGGAGAAACAAGAAAGGUCUCCCAAACAGUUGUCGGAUUAGAACUGAAAUGGACAACGCUGAAAAAGAAAAAAGAAGGUGUGGUAUUUGUCGAGAAAUAGGACAUAUGCGCAGAAAAUGUCCAACCAGGCCUGACCCUUCUACUUAG
Molecule: messenger RNA, 1452 nt
Organism: Lathyrus oleraceus (garden pea)
Lineage: Eukaryota; Viridiplantae; Streptophyta; Magnoliopsida; Fabales; Fabaceae
Exons: 2
Coding region: 1-1452 (483 amino acids)
Molecular function (GO): zinc ion binding; nucleic acid binding
Source: RefSeq, a predicted model, not a curated record